AUGGAACACAUCCAUCUCCACAUAGAAGACCCCAACCCCGACUCUUUCGAUGAAGAGAUCGCACGUCUUAUCGAAUCCGCCAUCCAGGCAACCCCUAUUACUUCGGCAGACGACACGGCGUCAGCCUUAGACAGCCUAUACACGCGGUACAUGACACACUGGCCAGAGAGAGAACCCGAAGGUUUCCUACUGCACUUCUGGGAGCUCCUGUGUAUCUUUGCCAGCCAGAUCCCCCACGACGAUCCCGCUCAAGACAAGCUAGUUGACGUGCUCAAGGAGCUGACACGCCUUCCGUCUCGGACGAUCGUCAUCUGGGGCGAGGAAUGUCAACUAUGGAGCGACAUGCCGCUAUUCGGUGCCGAGUUUCCGGCCAACUGGGAAGUCUUCAAACCUGAAUUACCUACAGACGUGAGAAAACAAAAGGUCCUCAACAUGCACGCUUAUGCCGCCCGGGCCUUCGGCCAGCGUCUCACCGCGCUCGAGCAUCAGGCCAUAUGGGCGUUGAGCGAGGCGGUCGAGGGUGCGACAGUCCCCGUCCGUGGCGGACCAGACAUCGUGUCGCAGGAUCCUACUACCAUAGAGGACCUUCCGUACAAAACGGCUGUCGCGGCGAUGUGGGUCAUCCAUGCGGGACAUGUUUUGUUUGGGCGCGAUGAGGUUAUCGAGGGGACGGCGGGGGGGCCGUUGUGGGUGCUUCCGAAGAAAGAGGCGAUUAGGUUGAGGGUCAAAUAUAGAGGGACUCAGGGGCUUUGUGAGAAACGGUGGAAGCUAUGGAAGGAUCAGUUUUGUGCUAUCCGGGAUUGUGAGGAGGUUGAGGCGGAUACUAGGGAUGUGGCUCGGCGGGCUGUUCUGGCUAUGGAGAGGGCCGAAGAGGAGCGUUGA
Aspergillus terreus NIH2624 is the source of this 882-nucleotide messenger RNA. Its product is annotated as DUF3632 domain-containing protein. Bases 1 to 882 code for a protein of 293 amino acids. The record is from RefSeq and is a predicted model, not a curated record. Lineage: Eukaryota; Fungi; Ascomycota; Eurotiomycetes; Eurotiales; Aspergillaceae. The transcript has 2 exons.